Messenger RNA from Zingiber officinale, 1505 nucleotides. RefSeq names its product BTB/POZ domain-containing protein At1g55760-like. Bases 297 to 1277 code for a protein of 326 amino acids. NCBI's taxonomy places the organism in Eukaryota, Viridiplantae, Streptophyta, Magnoliopsida, Zingiberales, Zingiberaceae. The transcript is spliced from 4 exons. The record is from RefSeq and is a predicted model, not a curated record. Gene Ontology annotation, molecular function: protein binding.
UCAAGCUUCAGACUUUGGCAAUGGCGGAGGCCAAUAAAAGAAGCGCCUGUGCUCCCUCUCUCUCCCCACUCCAUCUUGAUCUAUGGCGUAGAAGCGAUUGCUUGUGAGCUUUGCGUGCUGGACUACUCAACGGGUUCGCGGUUUCCUUGCCCUCGUUCGCCUACUUCUGUGCCGUUGAUUGAGGAGACUGGAUUGUGGGAGAGCAACAGGUGAAGCUGGGGAAGGCGGCGGAGCUGCUGGCGAUCAUUGAUUGCAUCAAUGAGGUCACCGCAGCCAUCUCGGCGGCGUCGGCGAGGAUGAGCAACCGGGUGGAAACAACGCCGCGGCUCGCCCAGUGGAGGAUCGACUCCCUCUCCCCUUUCUCCUAUCGCAAGUCCGAUCCCUUCAAGAUAGGCCUCUGGAACUGGUACCUUGUAGUUGCGAAGAACAAGCAACUUUUUGUAAAGCUAUAUCCUGAGGGUUCAAGCUUGACAAGGGAGAAACCACCUAUUGCUUCAUUAACCAUCAAAAUUGUUUCCCUAUCCGUGCCAAAUCGCAACACCCUGAUCCAUCCAGGGAUUUCUGAUAAGCUUCUAAAGACCAGUGACGACUGUAUAUGGGCCGUUGACACCUUGUUUACAGGUAGAUUCAUCAUCGACGUUGAGUUCCUUGAUCUAAAGAUCAUCCCUCCAUCAGGUGGUGAGCCUGCCUCCAUCUGGACCAGUUACCAGGUUGCGAAGCACACUGAAGCUGUCGCCCUCAACUCACUCGGAAGGAUGCUAACGCAGGGCAUCCACACUGAUAUCACAAUCAAUGUCGCUGACGGUAGCAUAGGUGCACACAGAGCUAUCCUCGCCACAAGAUCCCCCGUUUUCCGCAGCAUGUUCUAUCACGACCUCAGGGAGAAAGAACUUUCCACUAUCAACAUCUCUGACAUGUCCUUUGAUGCUUGCCAAGCAUUCCUCAACUACAUCUACGGCAACAUCCAGGCUGAAGAGUUCAUGAUCCACCGCAUUGCGCUCCUCCAAGCUGCCAACAAGUAUGAUAUCUCUGACCUAAAGGAGGCGUGCCACGAGAGCCUGGUAGAAGACAUUGAUACUGGGAAUGUCCUUGAGAGGUUCCAAGUUGCCCAUCUCCACCAAUUGCCCAAGCUAAAGAGCAGCUGCAUCCGAUACCUGGUGAAUUUCGGCAAAAUCUAUGAGAUCCUCAAAGAUUUCAAUGAAUUUAUGCAGAGCGCUGACAGAGAACUGAUAGCGGAACUGUUUCAGGAGCUUCUUGCUGUCUGGAAGGGUUUAUGAAUUGCUGAAACCUUUAGUGAGUGAAGCCAAAAUGGUUCUCAAUGGUGUGAUUAGUAUGCGUGAGUGAUUCUUUUUAUUUGGAUCUCAUUGUAUUGUGUACAAAAGGGGUUGCUGAAAAUGCUGUAUAGAAAUUUACUAUGAUGAACUGUAUAGAUUCCUUGGAUAAAAAAAAACAGAUGUAUAUUUUGAUUUGAGCAAGUAAAAUGAGCAAGAACUAUCAUAUGAGCA